AUGCCUCGACCUGCAACGCGCCCAGGGAAUGCUAACAAACAUCCUGGACAGAUAGUUCUUGAAGUGAGUCGUGUAGCACAUCCAAAGGAUGUAAUUGCAGCUGAAAGAAAAAAGGCGUCAGCAGAGAAAUCAGCCAAGGAAAUCGCCUUAGAAGAUGCUCAAAAGAAGGUCGCUGCAACGGAAGAUGCUAUGGCUGUUGAGCAGACGGCUCAACGUGCUGGCCCAGGACACCUUGUCAGACCAAAGCCUAAGCCGCGCCCAGUGACCAAGGCAGCGCCAACUGCAAACCCCGACAAGAUGCGCAAGCCUUAUGCAAUACAAUGCUGUUGCAAGACUUACCAGUUCUUUGACAUUUAUACAGCUGUUGGGGCAAAACCAGUGUCCAAAAGCACUGACACCCCGAAGAAGAAAUAUCCAGGCUUGAAACUCACCUUCAAGGAUGGUGUCAACGCCAAUCGAAAGGUGUCCAACAAUGGUACAUCAUCUACAAUGUGCAUUGUACUAAGUGCGGGCAGGGGCAGUGACAGUGGGAAAAAUCGAAGGUCGUUGGGAUCUGAACACGCCAUAUCGACAGAGGAGGUGGAAGUGGGGAAGUGGGCUAAAAGCGUGGCAUCGAAGUCCCAACGGAAGCCAUCUGCGCCACCAAGUGCACGUGCCAGUGUGAUUGCAAGCAGGGAUGCGGACAUAUCCGAAGACAAAAACCUACCUGAAGAUCAUGAUGAGAGCGUAACUGUGAGUUGGGGUAGUCAGGGUGUCGUGCGUAUGAUUGAGACUGUUGAUGAUGCCACGAGGGGACGGAAGCGUACCUUGUCCACGACCUCAUUGGAUGACCUCGAACCCGAAGAGCCGCGUGAAAUGGAAGAAGACGAUGCCAACGAAUAUAUUCUGGACAAGGAUGAGGGUGCGGCUGAGGAUGAGGAUGAGGAUGUUGAGAUGACGGAUCAGCAGGGUGACAUUAUUGAGGUCUCAAGCAGUCGACUCACAAGCUCUAUGUCAGUUAGCGUCAUGGAUACCACGAUGGACGGUCCAACAUCCAAGUUUGUCAAAACCGAAAAUGGACGUGCGCCACGUACGAUACUCAAUCUGAAGAAAGAAAAGCCAAAGAAUUCUCACUUGCCCAGCGCUGUUCAGAAUCUCAGCUUUUGUUCCAUAUUUAUUCCAACGGUCAUGCACUGGGUCGGCAACAACAGCUAUCCAUGGACCAUCCCCGAUGAGAAACUCUCAGACAUUCUCGAGGAUAUAUUCAUGGCGGUGUGUAAGCAGCCUGGAGACUUUAGGAAUGAUGAUGGCUGUAAUCUUGCCUUCAACGUCGUAUGCCAAAGGAUCUCUGAAUGGAGAGGCAACUUCAGCUCCACCGCUAUCACGAUUCUCAUGGCAUUUUUCGCCUCCACGGACGAAUUCAAGACCAAGGAGGCACACAAAGACUAUGCCGAAUAUCAACUUGAAGAUUCACGCUUUGUAUAUGAAGAUCCAGAUAACGAAGACUCACCUGGAGUUUUCUUAUCGGAAUUCAUCUUGCGCAUCUUCGCUGUUCAACUCAAUGCCACCCAAGGACACCAGAUAAUUGACUCGCUUGACUUUGGCUUACCUGGAUAUCAAACGGCCCUUGCACUGACCACUGCAGCCGCUGAGCGUGCACUUAUUUUAGCUCGUGACAACCUGAUUGUGGAAGAUACUUCGGACCACGGGAAACACAAGAUCGUGUUGACUCUCAAUCAGUCCACAAACAAAAUGAGUAACACAGGCACUGCUUUUUCUGCGGGUAAUUGGGAGACUGAUACACUCGUGUACAUGGAACGAAUUGAGGAGCUGCCCUUCGACCGCAUCAAAGAAAUUGUGGAACGAUCUCAGGCGUACAUGAAGCGUGCUCGCCACAAGGACGAGUCUACUAUUCUCGAUGGUGAAACCCCCGUCAAUCCACGUACACGUAUCCGUAUCUGA
Molecule: messenger RNA, 1941 nt
Organism: Suillus subalutaceus
Lineage: Eukaryota; Fungi; Basidiomycota; Agaricomycetes; Boletales; Suillaceae
Exons: 8
Coding region: 1-1941 (646 amino acids)
Source: RefSeq, a predicted model, not a curated record